AUGGGGUCUACUCCGCUGUUCAAACAGUCGCUUGAUAACGACGAGUUCAGGCCCGUUUGCACGCCUUUCCUCGCCAGCACUGAGCUUCGCCUCGCAGCUUUGAAUGAACCAACUACCGGUGACAUGCAUGGUUUAAGUGGAGCUGACUUUGCUUGUUACCGACAAGCAAGACGAGCUGGAUUAAAAGGAACGUUUCGAGCAUUUUUGAGCUCUAGAGUACAAAAUAUCGACAGUAUAGUUAGGCCGAGUGAUCGAGAUUUGCCAAUUGUGAACAUGAAAGGUGAAGUUCUGUUUAAUUCUUGGAAAGAAAUGUUUAAUGGAAAUGAUGCAUACUUUUCAUCUAAUCCAAGAAUAUACAGUUUUAAUGGCAAGAAUAUCCUGACUGACUUCACUUGGUAA
Molecule: messenger RNA, 399 nt
Organism: Cotesia glomerata
Lineage: Eukaryota; Metazoa; Arthropoda; Insecta; Hymenoptera; Braconidae
Product: collagen alpha-1(XV) chain-like
Exons: 2
Coding region: 1-399 (132 amino acids)
Source: RefSeq, a predicted model, not a curated record